CUCGUAGUCAUUGUCAGGCAGCGAGUAAGAGAGAGCGAGGGAGUUGCACCCAGGCAGACCGACUGAAGAGAGCGUGUGUGCAAACUGGGAUGAGUGCUGGGAGACUUAGCUGGUGAUACAGCCAGAGAGACAGAGAGAGAGAGAGAGAAAGAGAGAGAGUGAGUGUGUGUGCACGAAAGCGAGCGAGCGAGAGAGAGUGAGAGAGAGAGAGAGAGAGAGAGGGUGAGAGAGAAGAAGUGAAAGGAAGAAAGAAGCAGAGAAGAAAAAGGGAGGAUACUACAACUACAACUAUGCUGUGCUGCAUAAGAAGAACCAAACCGGUGGAGAAGAAUGAGGAGGCAGACCAGAAGAUUGAACAGGAUGGCACCCCCAACAAACCCGAGGACAAGGCCCACAAGGCUGCGACCAAAAUACAGGCCAGCUUCCGUGGACACAUAACUCGGAAAAAGAUGAAAGAUGGAGAGGAAGAGAAGGACGGAGACAGUCCUGCUGCUGCAGAGGAGGCGACAGAGGGAGGAGAGGAGGCCAAGAAAGCAGAGGGAGAGGAGGCACCUGCUAAGCAGGAGGAGGCUGCAGGAGAAGAGGCCAAGAAGGAGGAGGAGUCAAGCCAAGCCAAAAGCCCGGUGGCAGACAAGCCAGCUAACUCUCCUGCGGUCGCAGCGACGUCUCCUGUAGCGGCAGCCCCGGCUGCUGCCUCUCCCACGGCCAACACGGCGCCCUCUGAACCCCAGAAAGAGGAGCCUAAGGCGGAGGAGAAAGUCGAGGAGAAGCCCAAAGAGGUGGAGGCUCCAGCGGCUGCCGCCAAGAGUCCCACCACAGCCACAGCUGGGGAGAAGGAGGAGGAGAAGAGUGAGGAGAAAAAAGAGGAGGCCAGACAAGCCGAUGUGCCUGCUGCUGUCAGUCCGACAGCUGAGAAGGAGGAGCCUAACCAAACAAAAGAUAAAGAUGCUGCUGAGGAGUCUAAAGCAGAGGAGGCCACCCCGGCAGACGCAGCAGCUGAAGCCACUGAGUCCAAGGACGACUAAUGCAAAGUCUUACCUAAUGAAAGCAGAAUUAAGAGUAUGAAGAAUAACACAAAAACAAAAAUCUAAAAAGGUUGCUCUUUGCCUUCCCAAUGUGAAGGCAGUCCGUUUCUAUUUGUUUGUCAUUUUUUGUGUGGCAAGGAUUUUCUCAUGUUGGGGGAGUUUCCAGCGUGAAGUUUUUUGGCUCAAGCUAAUACGAUGAGGAAGUGAUGAUGGUGUUGAUGAUUAUGAAAAAGCGAUUGUUACCUUGACGGGGGGAGGAUGGUGACGACCGUGGUUGUGAUGAUGCUGAGGUGGAAGAUUUGAUUUGUUACGUUUUCACUGUUUAAUGUAAGCGAAAACAACGGCGCAAUGACAGCUCCCAACUGGAUAUUUACACAUUUAAGCUGCAUUGCCAAUGCACCAGACUUUCCCUGCAUUGUAAUGCACCUCCUUUUAACACUUUGCAAAUGAAAUCCGUUCUGCAAAUGCGCACGCACAAAAACAAGCAGGCUUUAAAAGGCAACUCUAGUUUUCAACACGGUAACAAGCGUAUUGAGAACACAUCAAAUGGGUAAUGUACUGACACAUCGGCUGGAUAAUAGAAUGUAUAAUUAAAUGUGUGACAUUUCCAGUUGGGCAGUUUUAUCCUGAAUCCAAAAACAUGUAUGAUAAUACUAUUACUCUCUCUAUUCUGCUUGAGUCAAUCAAGCUUGGUUUACACCCCUUUUACAAACUCUGUUUACUCACAUUUACAGUAAAGGACCUAUUCCCAUUUAGAUGACAUGAUCCUGUAAUAAACUAUAGAAAUCAACUAUGGUAUUGAUGUAACUGGCUUUUACAGAUAACAAUUUGUUUUCCGCCAACCAGACGUUUGAGAACAGUAGCAUGAACCAUCGAACCAGAUGCAUGAUGGGAACUCUCCCUCUGAGAGGAACUUUUUUCGCAGUCACAAAAACUUAAGAGGUGUGGCGGCUUCUUUUUGAUGUCUUUGGUGUUGUUAUGACAGUUUAUAUGAAUUGGAUUCAAAUACUCUUGCACUGAUGUUACAAAAAAAAAUGAAAGUUAAAAAAAAAAUCAAGCAAACGGGCAAACGACGAAAAAUACUUUUCCUAUGUUCCAGUGAGUGCAAUGUCCAGUUUCAACCUUAUCGAGGAGUUCAAACUUGUGAGAAAAAAAAUAUGAAAAAAUAAAAAUGGUUUCAAUGUCUGUUUUCAAAAUAAAGCAAAUGUGCCAAUUACCAUCAUAAA
Messenger RNA from Mugil cephalus (flathead mullet), 2251 nucleotides. It is a transcript of the gene gap43, whose product is annotated as growth associated protein 43. The record is from RefSeq and is a predicted model, not a curated record. Gene Ontology annotation, molecular function: protein binding. Gene Ontology annotation, biological process: regulation of growth. NCBI's taxonomy places the organism in Eukaryota, Metazoa, Chordata, Actinopteri, Mugiliformes, Mugilidae. The coding region runs from base 291 to 1025 and encodes 244 amino acids. The transcript has 3 exons.